Messenger RNA from Sodiomyces alkalinus F11, 741 nucleotides. RefSeq names its product Pre-mRNA-splicing factor ISY1. The record is from RefSeq and is a predicted model, not a curated record. Gene Ontology annotation, cellular component: post-mRNA release spliceosomal complex; Prp19 complex; post-spliceosomal complex. The coding region runs from base 1 to 741 and encodes 246 amino acids. The transcript is spliced from 2 exons. Lineage: Eukaryota; Fungi; Ascomycota; Sordariomycetes; Glomerellales; Plectosphaerellaceae. Gene Ontology annotation, biological process: mRNA 3'-splice site recognition; generation of catalytic spliceosome for second transesterification step.
AUGGCGCGAAACUCGGAGAAAGCCCAGUCGAUGCUCUUCCGCUUCCGCGAAGCGCAAGCGGCGGACCUGGGCAUCAUCGACGCGGGCCGCACCCGCCGCCCCAAGGCGAUCACCGAAAUCGACUCGAUCCCCGUGGCCGAGAAAUGGCGAGGCCAGGUCCUCAAAGAGAUCUCGCGCAAGGUGUCCAAGAUCCAGGACUCGGCCCUAAGCGACUACCAGAUCCGCGACCUCAACGACGAGAUCAACCGCCUCAUGCGGGAGAAACACAUGUGGGAGGUGCAGAUACGGAACCUCGGCGGCCCCAACUACAUGCGCGGCGGCGCCCGCGUGUACGACGAAGCAGGUCGCGAGAUCCCCGGCGGAGGCAAAGGGUACCGCUAUUUCGGUCGCGCGAAGGAACUACCCGGUGUGAAGGAGCUCUUCGAGGCGGCCCAAGCGCAGGCGGGCGAGAAGAAGGGACCGGACAAGUCCGAGUUUCGGCGACCGAACGUCGACGCCGCAUAUUAUGGCUACGCCCCCGGAGAAGAGGACGAAGAACUCCUGGCGUACGAAGCGCAGAAGGAGAAGGAGGCAUUCGAGAACAUGCUCAGGAACGGGCCGGGCAAAAAAGAACCCCCACCAGGCUGGGAGCCGUUGCCGGGAGACGCAGGAGAUGGUAAUACUUGGGUGAUUCCAACCAUGGAGGAGGUGCAGCAGGAGCUCAUCGAGCGGAGGAGAAAGCGGUUGUUGGAGCAGAUCUAA